CGUUACCAUGGGGAUUGCCCGGAAGGAGCGUGUGCCCUCUUGAAAAAGCUCCCCCGGCUUUUUCCGGUGUUGCGAAAGCGGCGGCGAGAAGGCUGCUAAGAUGUCAAGCCAAAAGAAGUGUCCAGACUGUGGCUCCUUGGAAAUUGUAGAGGACUCUCAUUAUGCUCAGAACCAGCUGGUGUGCACAGACUGUGGCUUCAUUCUGACUGAAGGGCUUCUCACAACCACAUAUGCUGAUGAAGAACAUUUACAAGAAGUCACAUAUUCACGGAGUACUGGUCAGAAUGAGCAAACGAGCCGUUGUGUACUGCGAGGAGUCAAACGUGUUCGGGAUCUCUGCAAAGUUCUGCGCCUUCCUUCUCUGUUUGAAGAUACAGCCGUGUCCUAUUACCAGCAGGCAAUCAAACGUCCCUGCUUCAGUUUAGUCAGUUUGGAGAAGAAGGAGAUGCUUGUGGGCUGUUGCGUCUUUGUGACCUGCCGCCAGCACAACUGGCCCCUGACCAUGGGCACCGUCUGCCUGCUGCUCUAUGGAGACAAGGAGUUGUUUGCAAAGACCUAUCUGCGCUUCCUGAAGGAACUGGCACUGGAUGUGCCUACUCUCAGCUUGAUGGAUAUGGUGAAAACCCACCUCAACAGCUUCAAGAUUUUCCAGAAUUCACCCAGUGUCCCGACUAAGUUUGUAGAAGAAAAGGAGCAGCUGGUGGCAAGGACUAUCCAGAUGGUGGAACUUGCCAGCGACACGUGGCUGGUGACAGGCCGGCACCCCAUCCCCAUAGUGACAGCAGCAGCCUUCCUGGCUUGGCAGUCUCUCCGGCCUGUCGAUCGCCUCACUUGCACCCUUUCUCAGUUCUGUAAGCUUGCUGGUAUGGAGGCUCCCCGGCCAGCCCACCAGAGACUGAAGGAGCUGCAUAACAUCCUCCUGCAAAUGGCUUCUCAGCUGGGCUGGUUGCGAGUGCUGAAAGUGGACCGUCGGAGCGUGGCAAAGUACAUCGGUGACCUUCUGCGGCACCGCCGUGUGCUUCUACAGGCUGCCUUCCGCAUCGUGGAUACUACGGAAGACCGUGACCUAGAAGACUCAGCAGUUGCGCCACUGCAGCUAAUCAAUGAGAGCGCUGCAACAGUAGAAGAGGCCUCCCUUUCAGGAGAGAAGCAGAAGUUCAGCAAGCGGAAACCUUUGCUCCCACCCUGCGUCUUGAACCCUGCAAAGAGGCUACGAACUCCUCAGCUAAGCCUUGAAGAUUCUGCUAUCACUGGGGAUGAGCCCAUUUUAGACAGUGAGAUAGAGCAGUAUAUCCGGACUCCAGAAGAAAAGGAGAUGUUUAGCAAGGCUCAAGUGUGCCUGUGACCUCGAAGCUGCAAGUGAUUCAGACAGGCUUGCAAGCAAUAGCCUUCUGAUACAUAUUUUGCUCUAGGAGGCUUAGUUUGGUAAGAAUAGAGUAUACACUUCCGGAGUUAAUGCGAAAUACAUUACUUCUGGUAAAUGAGCCAUCAUAACCACUAGAGGAUUGUGAAAAUUUGUGUCCUGGGCUUUUUAGACUUGUCUACCUAUGUACUGUCUGAAGCAAAGGGAUUCAUUGGUUGCAAGAUGUGAUUCCCCGCCCCCCCCAAGCUCUCCUGUCCCACUAAGAAUCUCCUGCAUCCUUCAGGCAUGGCUCCCCCCACCCUACUGUGAUAAUAAUUAAAGACAGGUUUGGGUGGCCUGGAUAACUUUGGUUACUGGUAGGGACCACUAGUAACCAGUUGGCGAGGUUGUGUGGUUGUUUCCCUUCAACUCUGACAAGAGGUAUAGGAAGUGGCCACAUUGCAGUGGUUUGCAUGCUGUUUAGGACAACUUUUGCUGUAAAGAUUGGCAGGCUUCCAUGCGUAUCUCUGGGUGAGAAGUAGUAUCCACUCUUGAAGGUUUGGGUGGAGGCAGUCAGCCAGUUAGAGCAACAAAUACCUCUUUGAGUUGGCGUUUGACUUGAAUUAAUGUUUGUCUGGUCUACUUAUGGUCCUCAUAGUUAGGCAUGGGAGAGUGGAAGAGUGAAAAUCUAAUUGCAAGUUGUUUCAGACAUGCAUGCUUUAAACCUAGAUCCAGAAGAAAAAGUUGUGGCUUUGCAAGCGUCUCUUUAUAGAACAUGGUAUGGUGGUUCCUGAACAUCAUACCCGAGUCACAAGAGAGGUGGCGAGUCAGUCGCUCUGAUUAAUGGAGCUGCUUAAUUAAUUUUUGUCCCUACAUGCAUGUUGAGAGACAAGCUUGUAUGUCACAUUAAUGAUGUAUGUGAUUUGUUCAGUUGCUCAAAUUGUUGCCACACAAUUCCGUUUAUUGCUCUGUAACUGUGGCCAAACUCUUGUUACUGCCAGAUUUGAUUUUAAAAAGAUGACUUUAUGACCAACCAGAUACUGAACUGUGUGAGGUAUCAAGAGAGCCAGAGGAGUAAGAAAGCAAUAGAGAACUUUUUGGAUGUUGCAAAUCUUUAAUAUAUUAAACAAGAAACAUCUGCUAGAAACACUUCAUUUUUAUAAAAUGCAAAAGCCCUAUUACAUGCUUUCUUUGGCACAGUUGUCUCUCAAAAAAGCUCUCUGUUCUUUGGCACAGUUGUCACUCAAAAAGCUUUCUUUUGUGAUAUGUCAUUUGCUCAUAAUGUAAACAGACAAAAUAAGGUAAUAAUACAAAGCUUUUCUGAUAAUACUGUUUUCAGUGUAGCAAGCAUAUAUAACAAGUUCAGCAUCGGCAAUAUCAUGUGGGUUGCAGUACUGACAUAUAAAUGAUUUAGGCCUUUAUUUAAAUAUAAAAAAUAUAAAACCAAGAAGGAAUUUUCAGAGGUAAGGGAAAGGAGAAUAGAUCUGCUCUCAAGCUAAAUAGGAGGAAGCAAUUGUGAAACCACUGUAGUUGCUAAAGAGGGGAUGGAGGAGGAGAAGGAACAGUUCUUGGAAGAUUCAGGAAUUGGGAGGUAAUAAGUGCUUCAUGGCCCUUUAAGGGCUCCAACUUUCCAUGCCAGCUCUUAGAGCCACUGUGGGUCCUACUGAUUGCCUAUGGCUCUGCGUCUUUUGACUGGUGGAACCAAUAGCAUGAGGACCAAAACAAUCCUUGCAGCUCCUUUCGAGGUAGGUGGUGUUUUACUGACAAGGAGACUGCGUAUGCCUGCCUGUCUCUAGGAGUACAUUGAUCUUCUGCCAUGUUCAGAAUAAAGACUUUCUUUUUAGUAA
Molecule: messenger RNA, 3189 nt
Organism: Podarcis raffonei (Aeolian wall lizard)
Lineage: Eukaryota; Metazoa; Chordata; Lepidosauria; Squamata; Lacertidae
Product: transcription factor IIIB 50 kDa subunit-like
Exons: 5
Coding region: 101-1345 (414 amino acids)
Biological process (GO): transcription initiation at RNA polymerase II promoter; transcription preinitiation complex assembly
Cellular component (GO): transcription preinitiation complex; nucleus
Molecular function (GO): RNA polymerase II general transcription initiation factor activity; TBP-class protein binding
Source: RefSeq, a predicted model, not a curated record